CCUAACUUGAUAUCCCUUCAGAUCGUUCAAAACUCCGCUCAACCUACCUGCCCUUAACGCACAAGAACAACGUCACAUCUUGAAGCUCAAUUUGAUACCCAUUCUGUAGUGUGUCGUCAAUAUGCCUCGUGAGAUUAUCUCGAUCCAAACUGGACAGUGUGGUAACCAAAUCGGUUCAAAAUUCUGGGAAGUCAUCAGCGAUGAGCAUUGCAUACUUCCCAACGGUCAAUAUAACGGAGAUACCGAUCUCCAGCUUGAGCGCAUCAGUGUGUACUUUAACGAAGCUAAUGGUGGAAGAUAUGUGCCAAGGUCUGUCAUGGUCGACCUUGAACCAGGCACCAUGGAUUCAGCCCGGGCAGGUCCGUUUGGAGAACUAUUUCGUCCAGACAACUUUGUGUUUGGUCAAUCUGGAGCUGGGAAUAACUGGGCGAAAGGUUAUUACACGGAAGGAGCAGAAUUGGUGGAAUCCGUGCUUGACAUUGUACGGAAGGAAUCGGAGGGAUGUGACUCUUUGCAAGGAUUCCAAAUGGUCCAUUCUCUUGGAGGUGGAACGGGCUCUGGACUGGGUUCCUUAUUGGUAUCAAAGAUUCGUGAAGAGUACCCUGAUCGAAUGAUGUGCACGUUUUCCGUGGUGCCUUCGCCCAAGGUUUCGGACACAGUUGUAGAGCCAUAUAAUGCGACCUUGUCCGUUCACCAACUCGUCGAAAAUUCAGAUCUCACCUUCUGCAUCGACAAUGAGGCCCUCUAUGACAUUUGUCUUCGCACUCUGAAGAUCACUGCGCCCAAUUAUGGUGACUUGAAUCAUCUGGUCUCUGCAGUUAUGUCCGGCAUAACGACCUGUCUUCGCUUUCCUGGUCAGCUCAAUGCAGAUCUUCGCAAACUGGCCGUAAACAUGGUGCCAUUUCCUCGCUUACACUUCUUCACCGUCGGUUUUGCCCCUCUGACUGCACGAGGUUCUCAAGCCUUCAGGGCGCUCACAGUCCCUGAGCUCACCGCACAAUUAUUUGAUGCAAAGAACAUGAUGGCGGCUUGCGAUCCUCGUCAUGGAAGGUAUCUGACAGUUUCCACGAUUUUCAGGGGAAAAGUUAGUACCAAGGAAGUGGAGCAACAAAUGUACAACAUGCAGAGCCGAAACAGCAGCUACUUUGUCGAAUGGAUUCCAAACAACAUCAAGACAGCAAUCUGUGAUAUUCCACCACGAGGAAUGAAAAUGUCUGCAACCUUCAUUGGAAACACCACUUCCAUUCAGGAACUCUUCAAACGGAUCCACACACAAUUCAGCGCCAUGUUCAAGCGGAAAGCGUUCUUGCAUUGGUACACUGGCGAAGGGAUGGACGAAAUGGAGUUUACAGAAGCGGAAAGCAACAUGGCGGACCUCGUUUCAGAAUAUCAGCAAUAUCAAGAUGCGGCUGCUGAAGAAGACGGUGAAGACUUGGAGACAGAUGAGACCUUGGAUGAUAUUGCAAUGAACGCUGCGGAAAAGAAACUUGCUACUCGUUCUUCCAUAGUUGCCCCUAUCCCCUCAGAAUACUAAUAACACAUGAUAGACGUAGUCAUGUCACCUAGUUACUCGCAGCUUACUUUAGACAGAAAUAAGAGCUGAGAAGUAAUUAGACAGCAUUAUAGGAGUAUUAACUCCUUCUUUUUCUCUUUCCGCCUAAUGCUGUUUGUUAGGUAUAAGAAACAAAUACACAUUUAUGCCAACUAGAA
Spizellomyces punctatus DAOM BR117 is the source of this 1710-nucleotide messenger RNA. RefSeq names its product tubulin beta-4 chain. The coding region runs from base 122 to 1534 and encodes 470 amino acids. The transcript has 4 exons. Gene Ontology annotation, molecular function: GTP binding; GTPase activity; structural constituent of cytoskeleton. The record is from RefSeq and is a predicted model, not a curated record. NCBI's taxonomy places the organism in Eukaryota, Fungi, Chytridiomycota, Chytridiomycetes, Spizellomycetales, Spizellomycetaceae. Gene Ontology annotation, cellular component: microtubule; cytoplasm. Gene Ontology annotation, biological process: mitotic cell cycle; microtubule cytoskeleton organization.